CUCCACCGUCCGCGCCACCCGCGCUGUCUUCUGAUAGUUUUCAUUCCGUUUGUUUAUACACGCAGUGGUUUGACAGCGAUUUGUGUUUCGUGGUUGUGAGGAGAACCGCAAGCCGUAUUUCAAGGUUUUUGCUUUUCGUGACUCCUGCUUUUUGUGAGGGACCGUUCUUUAUUCAUUGCAAGCGGCUGCCUGCAUUUGUUGAGAAUGAGUGGGCAAACUAUUGCCGAUCAAAAGGAUCUCAUCAAGGAAUCGCUCCUUUCUUUUAUUCAAACGAGAGUGCCCACAGCUCAACUGAGUGUGGACGAGAUUGUUCUCAACUACUGUGUGAGCAUUCUUGAGGAACUUGGAGAAAAUCAGGAUCAUGAUGAGUUUGAUAUAGAAGGAUUUUGUGAAAUGAUGCAAGCGUUUGUUCAAGAAUUUUCGACAAUACCUCAAGUGGAGGUGGCUACUUGGAUGUUUGAGCUGGAAGCCAGGCUGCGAGAGCUCCGAAACCAAGUCAAUAGUGAUGAUCACAAAUACGAACUGCUGUCUGCCCUGCUGGCACCACUUGCUGUGGACAAAUCCAAACAACCAUCUCGCACGCCACGCUCUUCUGAAUCUAGCCUCCCUGGCAAUGAAACUACUCCACCAAAACGAGUUUAUUUGUUAUCAGAAACAAGUGAUGGGUCUUCUGAUGGUUCAAGCAAUGGUGACUGCCAAAGUGUUUAUGAUGAGGCUGUUUUUAUAUUGCAAGAGCUUUUCCCCAUGGCAAGUCUCCCAGAGAUUCAGCAUUGUGUUUCUGUUGGCGAUGGAGACCCUGGUGUUUCAGCUCAGCUCCUCAUUGACCGUCAGGAAGCAGGCCUGAGUAUUCUGGCCUCAACUGCUGUUAUACAAGCAGGACUGCGGCAGAAACCUGUGAAUGAUGAUGAGCUCAAAUCACGCAUUAUUGCCAAAUACAGCUAUGUUGACCGUGAGGCUGAACACCGUGAACACCACCCAAUUCAGCCUAAAUCUGAGCCGAAGAAACUUGUUCGGUACAGAGACAACAAAAUAGUGAGCUUGAAGGGAGAACGCUUUACUGAAGUGAAGCGUGAAGAUAUGGAGGAACCAAAAAAGCCUUUGGUUUCAGUGAAACCACAACGCAAAAAUCACAGCAAUCACUGAUCUUUGUAGCAAGCGGCCGCUUGGGGCGCGGACCGCUUUGCAGCAUGUGCUUGGCCCCUGCUAGUCAUCACAGAGCGCAGCCCAGAAAGAUAGUGAUUGUGCAAGCGCAGUGCACACUUAGAAGGAGUAUGCAGCUGCGAAUACCUUGUGACAAUUGUUGCUUGUAAGGGCAGCCUAGUGUCAUACAAACCCUCUGUGAUGUUAAUUGAAUGGGAGAUAUGAGAUGAGUCUUUUCUGCCAAUCUCCACAUUAUUUCACACUUUCAUUUGUGCCAGUAGAAUUUUAAUGGAAAUUCAGGCAAAAAAUUUUAAUGGGCAUAGAUUAGACCAUUUAAUGGGUGUGUAGCCAUGAUCUUUACCUAUAUUGCCGUCACCUUUAAAUACGUAGUAAUUCUCUGCUGGAGGUUUCUUUAAAUUGGAUAUUUGUUGUGGUACAAAGAUUUGGUGUACGCUAGACAAUGUUUAAAUGUCCUUUGAAAGACUAUGUCCUUAAUUCAUUUUAUGACUGUUAUGGGGCAUCCCUCGCCUUGUGCAGCAAUUGGUAGUCAUAGAAACACAUAACCUUAAGGUUUAUAAAUCUCACAUUGCCACAUCUCAUUGAAGUGUGCUCUUUUAACACACUCAUCAGCUGCUUUCAUAAUGCCUUUCUUUAAUAUUUAUUGUUGAUGUGACACUGAAGAUAUUCUGCAGCAGAAGUACAGACUGCAGACAGGAGUGGCAGCAACAACUAAUCCUUGAUUGGUCUUCAUCCAUUGAACAUUCCAGUAGCAAUAGUUCUUUCUGUUGCUCUAUAAUACAACUAUUAUCUGUAUUACCAAAGACUAAUUUUGCAUUCGAGUAUGACGUUACAUGGCAGAGAGUGUGCUCAAUUCCCAUUUUUGACAGUGUCUAUGUUUCAGAUAGGAAUUAUAAGUCUGAUGAUUGAACUCCUGACAUUGCAUGUGAAAAAUGUACCUUUCAAGUUAAACACUAAUUUGUGUGUGUGUGUUUUGUUCUCUUUGUUUUUACCCCUUAUUUUAAGUUGAUCUGUUAUGUGUGAGGUUUUUUUUGUAUGUUAUUUUAUCCUGGUAGGCCUUGGUAGUAUCAUUACAAUAUUUAUUUAUAUCAUUUUAUUGUUAAGAACUCAAAGUUUGAUUGUAUAGGAAAUAUGCACAAACUUGUCCUAUGGUAGAAUACUAUGGUGCUUCUCAUAGUUCCACUCACUUUUGUACUACCAGAGCUUUCAGAGAAGAAGGUAGUGUGAUUUCCCAACUUUUCUGGUAAUUCUGUAUCUAUGGUCCAUUGUCCAGUUUGUACCUUCAUAAUUCCAUUCUAAUGUGCUCUCUUUUAAACCAAGCGUUCAAACUAAUCUGUUUUGAACUUGUCAUGUUAUUGUCAGCCAUUAUGAUACUGUCAGAUCAUUCUUAUUUGCACUUGUUGUGAAUGCCUAAGCCAAUUUAUACCAAAGAGAUUUAAGUGCGUUUUCAUGAGAAUAUUGUUGUGUUCUACUGAUAACCCUGCCAGUUUCAGUUACCGCCUUUAAAGUUUAUUUAUUGAUUUACUUUACAAUUAUUUUGUGUGUUGUUUUUAGACCUGCAAGUAAGAUAACAUGGCAGCAGUAUUAUUUGUUUUGUUACUUUUUUUCUCCUCUUGGACUAAAUUCAUUGUCUCACAGUAAUAUAUUCCUCCUUCCUCAAAGUGUUUGAUUGUGUUUUGGAGGAAUAUAUCUGGAUGUGUACUGUUGUUUUGUUUAGAGUUGUGUUUAAAUGUGUAGAUAAACUGUAAUGUGUAAGUAGAAAUGUAGUGUAAUGUUUUAGAGUUAAAGAGUUCACACCUUCAGGACUGCAGCCUGCUUCACAAGUACAGUGACCAUAGUGAUCUUGUGGUUUAUUUUAAACUGCUACUGAGGUAUUAAUUUAAGUCUGUAACCCUUAAAAUGUGGCAGAUUCUGGAAAAGGCUUUUUUAAAAAUACCAAUACAAACCAAACUAAUGUUUUAACCCCUUUUGCCAUGAUCGGCAUGAAAUGAAAGUUGUAAAACUAGUUGAUCUCAUACUAGAUUUUAAGUGGUACUCUACCCAGUGUCAAUCAAACAAAAUCAACUACCAUCUGUUGCUUUUUUUUCAUCUGCCAGUUAGUGUGAUGUUUACCUGUGACCCUUGAUGCUGAAUAGAAUUGAUUUAUCCUGUGUAUUGCUGAUGUGUGGGAACAGUAGUUCUGGAAUGAGAACCAAUUGUAUUAUUACUAUUCUGAGAUCUGACAAUUUCCAAACAACUUUUUAUUUCCAUAUAAUCAAUUAAGUUUGAUUUCUGUUAAAAAAUACCGCUUAAAAAAAAUUGUACAGUAGUGGAAGUAAAGGGAUUUUUGUUUUGCUAACAUGCUAAUUAUUUUUGUUCUUGUUUUGUUAUAUUGGAGUGCUCUGGUUUGAAGUUUGAGUGAUGGUGAUGGGAAGGUUUCGUAUUAGUCUUCAAACUGUAAUUUGACUAUAAAAUGUCUGCAUUGUGCACAUUUUUGUUUUUGAAGUGUACCAAUAUUUUGUUUGACAAAUGGGACAACCCUGAUUAGUUCCUCAGUGUUUGCAAAUGGUACUCUUGAUGACUUUUACUGUGUGUAACUUUGUUUUGAGGAAACUAUAAGCUCUUCUUACUGGAUAAGUAUUGUUAAGAGUUAUGUGCUUCUUGACUGUUGUGAAUGAUAGCUGUAAGUUUGAUAUUUAACAUACUCGCCUUUCCCUCUUUUCUCACUACUUGUAUUGUAUGUUCUGCCCGGUUAAACAAAUUGCUGUUUCCCUCAACCUUAAUAAUCACUUGUAAUUGAAAA
This is a messenger RNA of Thrips palmi, 3940 nucleotides long. RefSeq names its product CUE domain-containing protein 2-A. The record is from RefSeq and is a predicted model, not a curated record. The transcript is spliced from 8 exons. The coding region runs from base 205 to 1143 and encodes 312 amino acids. NCBI's taxonomy places the organism in Eukaryota, Metazoa, Arthropoda, Insecta, Thysanoptera, Thripidae.